This is a messenger RNA of Leptomonas pyrrhocoris, 1299 nucleotides long. RefSeq lists its product as hypothetical. NCBI's taxonomy places the organism in Eukaryota, Euglenozoa, Kinetoplastea, Trypanosomatida, Trypanosomatidae. Bases 55 to 1299 code for a protein of 414 amino acids. The transcript has a single exon. The record is from RefSeq and is a predicted model, not a curated record.
GACUGGGCACCCAGCUACCUACAAAAAGAAACAGAAACACAGCUGAAGAGAAUAAUGUCUCUUCCGUUUCGGUGCUUCCGUGUUUUGCAGGUGAUCCGUAGCGGAAACGCAUUGCGCUUUCACGCUGCAUACGGUGCAAAGGCUCUGAGUCACGAGGACAUGACUGCCAGAUUUGGCAGUCACACCGUCAACAGAGAUGAAUUAGCUCUUUUAGAAGAAACUGAGAAGUGCAUUGCAAAGUGGCGGCUGAACAAAUGGGAAUUUCGUAUUCCACCCCUUUUGAAUCCCGCUGAACGGGAAAAGGUGAUGCUGCAGCAGGACAUUCUCAAAAGCUUUUGCUUAAACCAGGCCGACGAGCGCAAGCAUGUCCUUCACGAUAUCGAGAUUGUUGUUUCUUUGACUGGCAUAUCGGCUGAUAGCGUACGCGAAAAGACACGCGCGUGGCUACAGGAAGAGGCAUCAAAACUGCGGUGGAAGGGCGAGGUGAACAAGGCAAAGGAGCUUCGUGACGCUUUUCUGCGCUUGGAGGUGUACGGAUCGAGAGACUACCGUCUGCUGGACCGCAUUUGCUGCAUGUAUGGAUUGGGAAUGCAAGGAACAUUUGACGAGGCGUUCAACAACAUUAUCGUUCAGGAUCCGUCAACAGGCAAAUUGUCUGUUGACGAGUCGAACCCGUUUGUUGAGUUGCAGGCUUACAUUAUUUCCCGCUACCCUCAAAUCGACAUCAUACACGAUUUCCUGGGCUUCAACAUCGUCUCGGGGUAUCGCUCUUCUCUCAGUCGCUUUCUUGUUCAGUGUUUGGCCGCAAAAAAUAAUCUCACAAAUCCAGUAUCCAACAGCCGCGUUCUUCUCCAAGUGAACGCAAGCAAGGAGGUUCUCUUUGAUUUUGGGGACAGCAGAGGUCAAAUUGCGCAGGACGACUCAGUGUAUGGCCUUCCCGAUUUUAUGUACGUGCGCGGGAGUGACAUUUUCCUCAUCACCAUCGCCGCCGAAAGUCAUUGGUUGCGGAAGCGGCAAGUACCGCAUGCAAAGCAACUGGAGGGUAUAGCGCGCCGCGGUAGCUUUGUUCUCGGAAUUCCGUUCGAGAAGGUGCGCAUCCGCAAUGUGCUUCUGCCUCCCAAUUACGUGGAUGCUGCCUCUCUUCGACGUCUCACAGAGAAUGUUCUUGAAAUGGCACCCGACGUCGUAACAAAGACGGCACCUUGGAGUUCUCUUUACGAAAAGGAACUCGAUACGAAGGACGUUGACUACUGCGAGUUGGAAAGGACCGUGAAUGAAGAAGAGUGGCUGACGCUGUAG